CCCCCACUGCCUCAUGUGCCCUCCGCGCGGCCUGCUCACCAAGCAGAUCGGGAUGCCCCUGCACGAGUUGUUCCCCGUGGACUGCAGCCACUUCCCCGCGCAGCCCCGCCGCAGGACCUCCGUGCUGGCUGCCCGGGAGCGGCCGCCCAGCGCCGUCGGCCCCGAGCGGACCGUCAAGACGGGCAUGCGGGUGCGGGGCACGAUGCAGCCUACGGACGCGGACAUCGUGGAGCUAUCCGGCCGAAUGACUCCCGGCGGCCCUGCAGGCUUCCGCAGCCCGGCGAUGUCGCGGCCCCAGAGCGCGGACGACGAGCGGCAGGCCCGGGGCCGAGGGCCCAAGGCGGCCGAGGGGGUGGAGGAGCAGCCCAAGGACGGCGCCGAGGAGGUGGAGGGCGCGGUUGAACAGGCGCCAGAAGCGUUGGAAGGCGAAGCAGCCCCUGUUGCUGAAGACGUUCCGGCCGAAGAGCAGACUACCCUAGCAGUCGAUGAGCAGGAUGGGGAGCUCGCCAAGGCCGGGUCCCGCACUUCUCUCCGGCGGUCUCGGUCGCCCAGCCACAUCUCGGACCGGAGCUCCCUGCGCCGGCAGCGCAGCCCGGACCACUCCGCCGUCAGCGAGGGAGGCGACACGGAACAGGGUCAGGGCCGCCGAGGCCCGCGCACCGGCCUCUACAUGGGCACCGACCCCUGUGCCGUCUCAGCCUCGUACCGGACCUCGGGCGCUAGCGAACAGCCACAGCAGGACGGUGUAUACUCUACGGACCCCUGCGCCGUCUCGGACACGUACCGGCCCUCGGACGCCUUUGAGCACCCGAAGCAGGACGGAGUCUACUCCGGCACGGACCCUUGCGCCGUCUCGGACAAGUACCGGCCGUCCGACGCCGUCGAGCAGCCCAAGCAGGGCGGCGGCUACACGGGCACGGACCCUUGCGCCGUCUCGGCCGGCUACCGCUCCUCGGCCGGCAGCGCGUACCCUGGAGGCCUGACAGUGCCGGGAAGCGUGAUGCACCCCGUCGCGGAGGGCGUCCCCGAGGGCGCCGCGGAGGGCGGCCGCCGGUCGUGCCCCGUCACCCCCCAGGCCGACAGCAUGUCGGAGCGAAGCGCGGGCCGCGUCUCGGACGGCGUCGGGAGCGUUGGUGGCAGUAGGCGGGAGCUGCCCGGCGUGGCGGCGCAUUCGCCCAAGAAGACGUCGGUGGCGGGCGUCUUAGCGAGCGACCCUGCUGCUGUCCCCGCGGCGCGCCGUUCCAAGGUUCAGGACAGCUCCGACGCCGGGAGCGUGGCAGCAGCAAAGGAAGGAGGAUCGGCCGUGGCUGACUCGACGGGCAAAGCUGAUCCCACGACCGCGGCCGAUUAUCCAGCGGGCCCUGGAAAUGAACCUGCUGGACCCAGAACCUCGGCGGAUUCUCCUCAAGGAGCACCACCGGAGCCUGGAGCGGGCGUUGCAGGAGGGCCGCAACCUGGAGCCGAAGCACAACCAACAGAAACCAGCGCGCAGCCCUGGCCUCCAGGCAUCAGCGGACAAGGCUCUCCUGCGUGUCGGUCCAGUGGCAAUAUCCAGGCGCAGGGAGGACCGGCUCCUGGAGCAGAAGGCGGGAGCGCGCCAUCGACCAAAAGCAUGGGAGCCAAGACUGUGUCCGCGCCGCCCAGCUCCAUGUCGCUGAGCAGAGGUACGGGGCGUCGCGUAGCCCCCUGCGGGUAGGCAGCCACUCUAGCU
Messenger RNA from Frankliniella occidentalis (western flower thrips), 1711 nucleotides. Its product is annotated as collagen alpha-1(I) chain-like. The record is from RefSeq and is a predicted model, not a curated record. NCBI's taxonomy places the organism in Eukaryota, Metazoa, Arthropoda, Insecta, Thysanoptera, Thripidae. Bases 14 to 1696 code for a protein of 560 amino acids. The transcript has 5 exons.